This is a messenger RNA of Megalops cyprinoides (Indo-Pacific tarpon), 1292 nucleotides long. RefSeq names its product partitioning defective 6 homolog beta-like. Gene Ontology annotation, cellular component: apical plasma membrane; nucleus; cell cortex. The transcript has 3 exons. The coding region runs from base 236 to 1270 and encodes 344 amino acids. Lineage: Eukaryota; Metazoa; Chordata; Actinopteri; Elopiformes; Megalopidae. The record is from RefSeq and is a predicted model, not a curated record. Gene Ontology annotation, biological process: regulation of cellular localization; centrosome cycle; establishment or maintenance of cell polarity. Gene Ontology annotation, molecular function: protein kinase C binding.
UACUGUGUGUUAACUAGCUUGCGUGUUUGGGAAUUUGAAAGCAGGUUGCUGUCAAGCGACACAAACACCCAGGGGAGGACACUAAACGCCGAAGUGUCUGAAAGACAUCAAUAACCGGACACCCCGCAGCUUGGAUUGGUUAGAGACGUUGUUUGAGGUCUAACUCAGAAGUUGGAUUGCAUCCGCCCCGCAAGAGGACAAGAGCUGUGAAAUAUCGGCGUCCUGUCCACGAAAGAUGAGCAAAAACCACGGAGAGCCGAGCAACCGAACUCUGAGCGCCGUGGAGGUGAAGAGCAAGUUUGGUGCAGAGUUUCGGCGGUUCUCCCUGGAGCGCUCGAAGCCCGGCCGAUUCGAUGAGUUCUACGGCCUGCUGCAGCACGUGCACCGCAUCCCAAACGUGGAGCUGCUGAUUGGGUAUGCCGACAUCCACGGCGACCUGCUGCCUAUCAACAACGACGACAACUACCGCAAGGCCAUCUCCUCCGCCCGGCCACUGCUGCGCCUCCACCUGCAGAGGAAAGAGGAGGCAGAUUGCUCGGUGUUCGGCUCCAACGCGCGGAAGAAGAAGGUGCUGCCGUGGCCCGACGGUCAGCGCCGGCGUCCGCCGGUGAUCAUCAGCGUGCCGCGUGACUUCCGGCCCGUCUCCUCCAUAAUUGACGUGGACGUCCUGCCCGAGACGCUCCGGCGCGUCCGCCUCUACAAGCACGGCUCCGAUAAGCCGCUGGGCUUCUACAUCCGGGAUGGGUCCAGCGUGCGCGUCACGCCCCACGGCCUCGAGAAGGUCCCAGGUGUCUUCAUCUCACGCGUGGUGCCCGGCGGUCUGGCCGAGAGCACCGGGCUGCUGGCCGUCAACGACGAGGUCCUGGAGGUGAACGGCAUUGAGGUGGCGGGCAAGUCGCUGGACCAGGUCACAGACAUGAUGGUGGCCAACAGCCACAAUUUGAUCAUCACGGUCAAGCCCGUCAACCAGUGCAACAACGUGGUGCGGAACAGUGGGUCGUUUGGUGGCACGGCCGGCAGCAUCGGCCAGCAAGGCUACUCCUCCACUAUGGCUACGCCUGACAUUCUUGUCACUCAGAACUUCUUGCCUGAGGAAGUGGAGUCAGACGAGGAUGAGGAGGAUCUGGUGGUGGAGAUGGGCACACCCAUUCAGGACGACACACCCACAGUGCCCCUCUAUAGGCCACACUUGGGCCUGAGAUCCAAUGGCAGCUCGGUCUCACUCAGUUCACCCAGGAGCGAGGAGGAGGGGGCAGUCAUAACGCUGUAGACACACACACACACACACUCAC